This is a messenger RNA of Mauremys mutica (yellowpond turtle), 4411 nucleotides long. RefSeq names its product ADAMTS like 5 (gene ADAMTSL5). The transcript has 13 exons. The record is from RefSeq and is a predicted model, not a curated record. NCBI's taxonomy places the organism in Eukaryota, Metazoa, Chordata, Testudines, Geoemydidae. The coding region runs from base 807 to 2441 and encodes 544 amino acids. Gene Ontology annotation, molecular function: protein binding; metalloendopeptidase activity. Gene Ontology annotation, cellular component: extracellular matrix. Gene Ontology annotation, biological process: extracellular matrix organization.
GCCCUGCCCAAGGAGCUGACAACUGAAGUACAAGAGACAGCAGGUGGUUACAGACAGCUGGUCAGGGAAGCCCAUCUAAAGAAGACAUCUGCUUUGCUCCUCUCUAGGUGGAUCCCUUCAUGCUGCUUGCCCCAGUGACAUCCUGCAGCGCGUUUUCCUCCGAAAGGGGAAAACACUUCGGACUCGCCCAGCCAGUUCGCCCUGCUCCCUGUAGGGAAGGGCCCAGCCGCGGCGCGUUCCCUGUCACUGCAGCACGGCCCCUUAUGGGUUAAGUAGGAACCCGGGACAGGCAUGUGCACCUUUCGGUAUGAAUAUUAAUAACGCCAGUUGUUGGAGGCAGGAUCAGAGCAUGAAAAAGUGAAACGACAUAAGGGGAGGAGAAAGGAAAAGGGCUUGAGUUCUCUCCCCGAGGAACCGCACGGGACGCUGCGCGGCUGGGAGAGAGAACCCGCCUUCCCCCAGCGUUUUGGGACAGCUAAACUCAGGAACCAGUUACCCCGGCACGGCCCCCACCUCCCCCACACACACCAGCCCCCGGGAGGAUCAGCACAUGGGACGCCGUCCAAGCCGACGCGGGCCGGACUCCAAGGCUACGGGCUGCUUGGGAAUGAGAGCGCAGGAGUUUCUGGAGAGGGGAGCUGGGCUGGACUCUCACCCGUGCGCAAGUCCCCGUCCGGGUGCUCAGGUCUGAUCGGAGGCUGAAAUCUUUGGGAGAAGGUCAGGCACCUGGGACAGUUAGUUCCCAGCUCCCCUCUGGGAAGUGAGCCCAAGCCACCAGCAUCCAGGAGAUACAGGUGGGAGCUGGGAUGGCAAAGCGCCCACCUGAUGCCAGGAUUAGCGGAAGGAGAGGAGCGGGCACAGAGAGCCAGGAGGGCCUGACAUCCAGCCGGCUGACCAUGGACUCCCAGAGCAUCUGGCACAGUUCCCUGGGGACCGUCCUGCUCUUGGCCUGGCUGAGUGUUGGCUGGGGCAUCGGCAGCACUCAGGGGACAGCCAGCAGGACCCUGGUGUUCGGCCUGGAGCCCCAGCCCCGCCAUCGGCGCCAGCCGGGCCGUGGGGAAUGGACGCCAUGGGGAGGCUGGAGCGCCUGCUCCAGUUCGUGUGGGGACGGCGCCUCCUUCCGCACUAGGAAAUGCAUCCGGUUCCCUGAAGAGGAGCUGUGUGCGGGGGAGCCCCGGCAGUACCGAGUGUGCAAGCUACACGAGUGUCCUGGCAGCUCGGUGCCCUUCCGGGCCGUGCAGUGCUCUCUGUAUGACGGCAAGCCCAUCCCGGGGAGCCAGGCGAGGUACCAGUGGGUUCCUUUUCAUGGAGCGCCCAACCUCUGUGACCUGAACUGCCUGGCGGUGGGACACAAUUUCUACUACACCUUCGGCCGAGUGCUGGACGGGACCCGCUGCAGCCCGGACUCCCCGGAUCUCUGCAUCAGCGGCCAGUGCUUGACAGCGGGCUGCGACGGGAUCCUGGGCUCCGGCUCUCAGAGCGACGCCUGCGGUCUGUGCGACGGCAGGAACGACUCGUGCCUCCUCGUGCGGAGGGUGUUCCGGGCCGCGCUCCCCUCCUCCGGUUUCUUUGGGUACAAGAACGUGACGAGGAUCCCGGCAGGGGCCAUGCACAUCAAGGUCACCGACCGGAGCCGCAACUACCUAGCACUGAUGAACGGGGAGCAGCGGUACGUGAUCAACGGGGACUGGGCCAUCGACUGGCCGGGCGCGUACGAGGUGGCAGGCACCACGGUGCGCUAUGCCCGGGACCCGGACAAUCACGAGACCCUCGAGGCAGCCGGGCCGACAGAGGAGGAUCUGCACAUCAUGGUCCUGUUCCAGGAGCCGAACCCGGGCAUCGAGUACGAGUACUGGCUCCCCAGGGAGCGGCACGGGCACCUCCAGGGCGACUCCAGCCCCCUGCGACAGCCUCAUCCCAGAGGGCUCGACCUGGACCCACCCAGAGUGCCCCAGCCUGGGCCUUGGACCACCCUGGUGCCCCCCACUCACCUCAGCAUCAGGGACACGACCACGGAGCGGUCCCGGCAGGGACCCACAGACACAGCUCAAACAGGAAGCUGCGGCAGGUGCCAGACGCCCAAGGGAAAGUCCCAGCGCAUCCGACACUACUGCCAGAGUGACUUUGUGUUCCGGGCCCGGAUCCUGUCCAAGCGGCCGAUCGGGCAGGAGACGCGCUACGACGUGCAGGUGAAACACACCUACCGCAACCGCUUCCCCCUGGUGCACCGGGAGUACGUGUGGGUCUCCAACGCCUGCGACUGCCCCCAGCUGCUGGAGCGCCGCGAGUACCUGCUCAUGGCCCGGCGGCACGUCAACUACGAGCACACGCUCAACCGCAUCCUGCUGCAGCGCGGCAGCUACGCCCGGCCCUGGUCGCCCCGGGAGGACAAGCUGCUGCGGGACAUCGCUGGGCACUGCCCCCGGGGCAGGCCGGCGUGACCGGAUGGGAGCCCCCUCCCGCAGCAGCGUGGGAGAGCCCAGCCACGGACAGGGCUGGCACGGAGCGGUUUGGGGGCGCCCUGGCCCGUUUCCACUCAGCCCCCCCCCAUACAUACUUGGGGUGAAGCCCCUCAGAUCAGCCAGUCUGACCAAUGCUGCCUUCACCUGCCGCUCACCCCUGGGCUGGCUGGCGCCAAGGCAGGGCCCUGAUGCAGGCACCUCCCCAGGCCCAAAGUCACCUCCUUGCAGCCGGACCCCCACCUCGAGUGCCAGCCACGGGGGCGAGAGCUGGGGGCUGAUGGGACAGCGGCUGCUGAGAUCAGCCUGGGACGGAGGAAGGCAGAGGGUCAUCGGAACGGGGGGAUUUCAGCCUCCAGUCUCUCCCCGAUCCAGUGAGUGGGACCCAGCCACGCUGCCCAAGGGGUAAAAUGGGACUGUGGCUUCCCAACAGGGCAGGAUGUUUGAGUCCACGCCGGGUGGAUGAGGGGACGCAGGGCUUUAAAAUGGUGCCUCCCAACAGGUGCAAAUCCAGGUCGUGAGCCUCACAGCAACCCGUUCACUAGACCGGGACCACCCUGCUCGGCCACCUCCCUGCAGUCCUGGCACUGCGAAAUCCAUGCCAUGCAGGGUGCAAAUGGUGUGAGAACCCACACAUCACAUCCACAUCGGCUAGCACGCCAUGCAAACACACGCACACGCUAGCCCAUCAUGCAAACACACACACAUGCUAGCCCAUCAUGCAAACACAUGCACAUGCUAGCACAUCAUGCAAACACACACACACACUAGCACUUCAUGCAAGCACAUGCUAGCCCAUCAUGCAAACACACGCACAUGCUAGCCCAUCAUGCAAACACAUGCACACGCUAGCACUUCAUGCAAACACAUGCACACGCUAGCACAUCAUGCAAACCUACACAUGCAAACAAACACACAAGCUCACUCUUCAACUCCCACAUGCACGCCAGCACCCAGCCAAGUCCCACCCCUCGCACACCCAAACCCGUCUGGCGCUCGGAGCGCCCAAGGCAAAGCGUCUGUGUCUGUCUGUAAUUAACCCCACUCCCCGCCCCCUCUCCCUGGUGCAGGGCUCGGCUGCUUUUCUCCCUGGGGAGCUGCUCUGAGUCGAGUCUCGGGGAUCAGACCCUGCUAGGCUGCGCCCCCGCCCCCAGCCCCGCACUGACGCCUGCCACGUACUCCUCCCCCAGCUCUGCCCAGUAGUGAUAACACUUGAGUCCCUGAAAUCCCACCCUCCAGCCCACGGGAGGCGCCCUGGACUCCAUCUGCCCAGCCAGCCCCUUUGCCUGGGCCCACCAGCCCAUGCCAGGCGAGAUUCCCAGCUGGGCUUGGUCCUUGUUCCAUCUCCACCCUGCCUGCCCCACUCCCUGCUCCUGCUGGGAGCCACACGCUCCCUUCAGCCCAGGGGUGGGCUCCCAAGAGCUAGCAUGGGAUGGGCACACUGUGAAAUGGGCACCUAAGGGGGGUGGGACAGCUAGAGAGGGGUGCCCCCCCGUGAGGGUGCUCCUAGGGCCACGGCAGUCGGCGGAGGGGGCAGACACACCAGAACAUGCCGGCAGGUGGGCACAGCAGGUGGCAUGUGCUGCAGAAGCCGGUGCAGCGGAUGUGGGCUCUGCAGGAAUGGGCAGGGCCUGUGUUGAGAUGGGCCUCUCAGGGGUGGAGGCUCCUGGGACUGGGGGCAGAAGGGGAAGGGGUCGGAGAUGGGCACAGCGGGAGGUGGGCCCUGCCUAAUGCCACCUGAAUGUGCGGCUAGCCCAACACAUAGCCCAGACUUGCCCCUCGGUGGCGCUCCCUCCAAGACCCCUCUGCAGCCCCCCUGCCUGCUUCACAUAGGGGCACUGCCCAGCCUCUCACCCGGGGAGAGUCAAGCCAAUGUGGGGCUCCCCCGCUGCCCCCCAUCCCUUCUCUGUGUUGUGUUUUGGGGGUAAUUUAUUUUUGCCAAAUAAAAUAUG